CUUGCCUCCGCCUCCAUGACUCCAACCGCAACAGUGCCCUUGCGGAACGCCUUCCCCGAAUCCGCUGGCCGGGCCGGGCCCCGUGUCGCUGACGGCUGUGCUGACGGCCGGGCGCCGCUCGUGUGUUCGCAGCUGACGUUCGACACGUUCACCGUGGGCAAGUUCGUGUCGUUCACGUCGGAGGGCUGCCCCGACGGCCACAUGACCAUCCGCGAGGGCGGCCGCCCCGACACCGGCGGCCAGUGGUGCGGCAGCGCCUGGGGCUACACCGUCUACUACAGCGAGACGCGCUCCCUCAACCUCACGCUGCAGCUCUACCGCCUCUCCGAGCAGGGCAUCGGGUACAACUUCGACUUCAAGCUGGCGUACAAGUUCCUGCGGCGCGGCGAGGCGCGACUGCGCUUCGGCAACAGCACGGCGGCCACGUGGCGCGGGGAGCUGGUGCCGGGCACGUACUGCGACCGCGUGCUGGACCGCUGCGACUCGCGCGCGUGCCGCGUGCAGAGCCCCAACUACCCGGGCGUGUACCCGCGAAACCUCACCUGCUACUACCGCGUGGAGCAGCGCGCCGCGCCGCGCGGCCAGCACGCCCUGCUCGCCGUGCGCCAGCGCAACUCGCACAAGAUCCACAUCAAGGACCAGAUCGUCAAGUACGACCGCAGCCAGCGCGUGCUCAGGGUGUGGGACCAGUGCAACCUGGUGCAGGACUACCUGACGGUGUACGACGGCGGCAGCACCACCGACCCCGUGCUGGUGCGGCUGUGCGGUGGGGACGUGGUGCCGGACAUCGUCAGCUCGGGCCCUUCCAUGCUGCUCGAGUUCCACACGUCCCCGUUCGACAACCCCUUCCACCCCGUGCCGCUCUCCUACUUGCCCGGCUUCGAGCUCGAAGUGCAGGUCCUGCUGGUGGACGCGCGGUCGCACUCGUACGUGCGCGACGGCGCGCACUGCGAGUUCCUGCUGUCGAGCUUCGACGCGGCGUGGGGGGUGCUGGAGAACCCGCGCCACUCGCUGCCGCCCAACACCACGUGCCGCUACCACUUCCAAGGGCGGCGGCGCGAGACGGUGUGGCUGGCGUUCGUUAAGUACCACGCGGCCAGCGCCGACGCCGCGCCCGCGGCCUUCGACCCGGCCGCGCCCGACUGCAACGCGCGCCUGCGCAUCUGGGACGGCCGCAUCGGGCCCGACUCGCCCGGCGCCGCGCCCGCCAAGACGAACGUGUCGCUGCUGGGCGAGUUCUGCAAGGACGAGUCGCCGCGGCUGUGCGACCACGCGCUGCUGUCCAACAGCACGCGCUUCACGCGGCCCUGCGCGCUGGCCGAGAGCUACGUCUCGUCGGGGCCCGAGCUCACGCUCGAGACCUUCCUGCGCCAGGGCAGCGCGCUCUACCCGGUGUCGUUCGUGCUGCGCUACGAGUUCGUGGACACGGCGCUGGAGGGCGCGCCGGUGCGGGGCGCGGCGAGCGCGUGCGACCGCGUCUUCACGUCGGCGGCGGCGGCGGCGGCCGCGGCGGCGGGGAGCGGGGGCGUGUCGGCGGCGGCUCCCGGAACGACCGCCGUCCCCGGCCGCCGGGGCUUUCCAAUCCCGCGCAGGGGCCGUUGCUUCUUCUACGCGGGCGCGGCGGCGCGCAAGAACCUGAAAGCUUGCGUUGCUUUGCGCUUCGAGGCGGCCCCCCGGGGAAGCGCGUCUCAAGCUUCACGUUUGCACGGCCGGCGCCGCGGUUCGGCGGAGCCGCCCGGCGUGCAUUGUCGGCGCGGGACGCUGCGCACGGGGCCGCUGGAAGUGGCGCGCCGCUGCGCCUCAAAGUUCGCCCAGGCCGUGUCGCGCUACCUGAGCAAACGCACGACGCGGCCGGCCGAGCUGUGGGUCGCCGGAGUACCCUGGCCCCGGCGUGCAGCUGCCGCGCGACUGGCCAUUGCUCGCGCCUCACCACCGCUCGUCAUCAACACGCUCAGUCCUCGUAGUCGUGAAGGUUGGUGGAAGGUGUUCAGUGACGGGUGGAACCGCAGCGGGAGCGGCGGAGGGGGAGGCAACGGCAGCGAGGAAGUGCCGGCCGCCAGCAACCCGCUGCUGCUGCUGGCGCCGCACGCGAGGAGCUUCGUGGUGGAGUUCCUGGAGCGGGAGCCCGGCAGCUACGCCGUCACGUGGAUGGAGGUGUCCAAGCGGCCCCUGCUCACCGCCUCCAGCUCCUUCGUCAUGAGCUCCAUCAACAUGCCCGACUGCCCCUACCGGUGCCCGGAGCUGAACGCGUGCAUCAGCGCGGCGCUGUGGUGCGACGGCGCGCGCCACUGCCCGUCGGGCUUCGACGAGGAGGACGCCAACUGCGCCUACCAGUUGGGCGUGCCGCUGCUGUACGUGGCGAUCGGCGCGGCGGCCCUGGGCGCCCUGGCGCUGCUCAUCGCCAUCACGGCCGGCGUGAAGCUGCGCCAGCACCGGCGCGCGGCCGCGGCGGCCGAGCGCCAGAAGCACAAGACGGCGCCGGGUCACGUGACGCGCGGCGUGGUGGACGUGGCGGACGGCGGCCCGCCCGCGCACGCGCAGCUCGGCCACCCGCGCGGCCCGCGCCCGCACCACGCCAACCACCUGCACAUCAACCACCUGCACAACAACGGCGACGGCGUGGUGCCCGUGGGCAAACGCUUCCCGCCGCCGUCAGCGCCCGAUGACCUCUUCCUCGACGGCAAGGACAGCCUGUGUUGACAGGACGUCGUCACCAUGGAGACGACCGUGUGACGCGCCCCGCGCCCGCGCCCGAGCCCGCGCCCCGAGCCACGCCCCUUGCGCUGAUGCACGUGAUGGCCCCAGACCGGAUGCAGCAGGUGCGGUGCAGCUCCCCGUACGAUUUGGCUCUGUUGAGUUGUACCCUUCGAUGUGUGUUCAACCCUCCGAGGAGUGUUGAACCCUCGAAAUAGUGUUGAACCCUCUGACGAGUGUUGAAUUCUCCGAUGAGUGUUAAGUCCUCCUACGAGAGUUGGAGGACGCGACGUAUCAAUUUUGUUACGUACUCGUAACUACACGCGCUAUUUCCAAAGAGCUUAAAACGUUUGCUUGGAAAACGCUUGAAUUUUCGCGACUCUAUAAUGUUUUUCCCACUCGAUAUUUCGCGAUGACACUCGUAGACUGUGACUACGGUGCAAACUGUUUCCAUGCAAUUACCAAACGUUAAUGUGAAAAAUGUAAGCCAAGAUGAGAAUACUAAGUUCAUAAAUGAGCUUUUGAACUCUAUGCGACGAAAUAUUUGAUAAAAGUACUGUAGUGUGAAUAUUCAAUUUGAAUAGAAUGGGUUUUUGCUAGAAUGGGUUUCAAGGAGCUGGAUAAUAAAACAGUCAAAUCUCUAAAUCAACUACAACGACCGUUUUAUUGAAUUUUGCCAUUAAGGAAUGUACACACAUCUAAAUUUUCGAGAAAUAACAUUACUACAUUUUGUAAAGAGAGACGCUUUAAUUGUGCUUAUUUAAGCUGUGUAUUCUCAAAUCUUUGUAUACAUAUGUCAUUUUCAGUGUCACAUGAAUGUUUUGCUGUGAUUUGUACGAAGCCAGAUAACUCAGUUACAGAUUUCAAGUUGAUUAACUUGAUGCUUCUAUGUUGGGAUUAUUAAAUACACUUUUAUAGAACUAUGACUCUUCGUGAGAUGGAUCAACGUAUUGCUUAUAAGACAUACGUCAUCAUUCAGAUUGGCAAUAGCUACAAUAAUGAUUAUUGAUUGUAGUGUGUCCCUUCGACGACCCUUCACAGACCAAACUGGGCUGAGAUCCGCGUGCGUUCAAUAGCAUGGGGUCAUCACGUGAUCAGCGCUUGGAUGCUAUUCCUCGGAAAAGGGCCUAGGAGCAGUCAGGGCGAAAUUACCACUGCUUUUUAUUUGUUUGCUUUCAAGCUUCAAUGAAUUUUGUUGUUACUAACCCACUUUUUUGUGUCGAAGCACUCUGAAGGAAAAACGUUAAAUCUGGAAUUGUCUAACAUAAAGCUCAGAAAUAUAUUGAUUUUCUUCAAAUGAUUUUCGGUCCUUUCAAUAAAAGGGAAUAAGCAGUUUAAAAUAUACGUUUGAUAUAUAAGUUCAAACUAAAAGCAUAUACUGAGAGCAAUUUUCCUCAGAAACUUCGACACUAUUUUUAUUUUUGUCGCUUUCCCUGUAAACAGUAUUUAGUUUGUGUACCUAUUACGUCCGCGACGAAGCGGAAAUGUGAGAAAACAAAGCUGUCGCGUAUAGCUUUGUUACGCAAGACAGCGCCUCAAGGCGGCGCGACGGUGGACUUCGGCGUCGGAGGAGAUUGAGGUUAUGUCUGCCCGAGCGGAGACGACGGUGGCGGCAUCGGUGAGAUCCACGCACGGCAGCGCGCUUUCCCUUUUAUUCCUCCGAAGGGGCAACUCCCCCGCCUGCCCGCGUGCGGACGAAGUCGUCUGGCCGCCAGGCAGGACGCGCUCGCCCCGGCUUCCUUCCACCUGAGAGCACAAGCGAGAGAAGACGCCAAGAUGGCGGCUGCGGGCGCCUUUGUGAGCAGAGAACAGUUGAAGCGCGGCGUGCGUGGAGAGACGGCCUCGCACGUAGACCUCGCCCCCGCCGCCGGCAGAAAGAAAGAGAGACAGACAGACACAGAAAGAGAAUGAGAGAGAUAAAGUGAGCAGAGCGAGGCUGGAAGGAGGAAGCGAAGGAAAAGGAAGAAUAAAAGGAUGUGACGGUUUUAUCGGAGCGAACCGGCGCGCUGGGUGACAUCCCCCUUUCGAGUCUGCCCUUCCUCCCUUUUUCUACCUCCACCAAGAGAGAGUCAGGCAAGUCCCCCGCUGGCUCUACACGGGUCUCCAUGGUGAUCGCUCCCUGCGAACCAACUCGCCGACCGGUGACAGUGGAAGAAGCGACGGUGUCUUGGACGCGCACUCUGACUAGUGACAGACCCCGACUCAACUACAGGAUGUGUUUUUUUUUUUCGUAGGCUCUUUUGAGCGAACAUUUUGGAGCACUAGAGGGCGAACGAGGUCGUCACUUUUCAGAAAGAGACGCGAGUGAUAUAACCGUGCGCAGAUGACCGAUUUCAAACUGACACGUAAGUUCUUGUAGUGAGAGAUCUUCGUAUGGUUUUCAGCGAGUGUGUUCGUCUUGUUUGAUACGUGGCUGUGUGGAAUGUAGCAGACGACGAUUUUCUAGAAGGUUUGGGUUGGUACGUGGAGGCUACCGCCUCUCGCAGAUUCUGUGGGGCAGUUUCCGGACUCUUCUGCUGCCAAAGAGAUGAAAAAAAAUGUUACGUUCUGCUCUUGCACGAAGCCAAAGAACUUCGUAUGAAGGUUGCAAUGCGAAACCUUUGUAAAGCGAGAACGGGCAUGUAGUCUUUACGAGGCGAUGUCUUUGCUCAAAUUCCGAACAUUGGGGAGAUGGAUUCAUAUUGUUUCGAUUUGUUCAGAGCUGUACUACGUUUUGUGUGAAGACAUACCUACGUGAAAAUCAUACAUUGAUUGUAAUAUGUGGGAAAAUAUUUUAUGUGCAGAGUGUUUAAAUAUGUAUUAAUAUUUGUUUUAAUGGUGUUUUCUGUUUAUGUAUAACAUAUAUAUGAGAUUGUCGUUGACACUGAGAGUGUUCGGAUAUGUUUUAAGCUAACCGUUGUUUUUAACACAGGGGUUUAGUAAUUUCAGUGGUGAAGGGUGAUUUGUGGAAUGCGUCUGUAAACACAUUAAAAUUGAAAUGUCCAGUAAUGUUUGUAUUGUAUGUUUCUUUGUAAUCAUUUCAAUGUUUUCUAAGCUUGACCCCUCCUCUCCGUUCAAAGCAGUUACCAUGGAUGUAGAAAAGAAAAAAAACAUGUCACCGAUUAAUUUUCAUGUCUUAGCAAAGCCCAAUGAAAAAUCUUGUUCACAAUACGACGUGAUGGAAAAAAGCUUUCGUCACCACGACAAGUAAAUCAAUAUUUUCAAAUUUAAAAACAGAUCACUAAUGAUUUUCUCUACUUGGACUAAUUAUAUAUAGCAAUUGAAAUAAAGUAUAAAAUCUUUCAAUUUGUAAAUUGUUUUGGAAAUAAUGUUAUAAUUAUUCUAAUUUACAUUUAGUAAAAUGUCAGUAAGCCAAAUAUAUUAAAUUUAAAGAACCGUUCAAUCUCUAAUGACGAACAAAGAACUUCGACAAAGCUUCUAUCUCACAACGUCCUCUUGUGAACAAUGAUUACAUGGGGCAUUGAAACUGUAUCAAAGGUCGGUGCGCAUCCAAUGAGACGGAACGUGAACUAUUGGGCGUGUGACAUUUGUUCACUGACGUGACACCAUACCGUGCCAUUUUGUACGCUGCUUUCGUAGCCAAAAGUAAGUUGUGCAGUUGAACUGCUUUGUUUGAGAAAUUUGGGGCACAUUUUUGAGUUUCAUGACGUAUUUUAUUACAGAGGUGAAACUCAAAUUUUCAAUUGGGAGAUUGAGAUUUUACAGAGAAUUUUACACCUAACAAGAGACAUUUGUAAUAUAGACUUAAGAAUCGUGCCAAAAAUAUCACUUGUAUAAUGAGCUCUUUGAAAGCAACACUAUAAUUUGUAGCGAAAGGCCACAUUUGUGUCAUGGUGUAUGGAGAGCGCUAAAAGUGAUUACGUGAUUUUUGGAGAUUUCUUGUCUCCCCUGAUUUCGACCCAAUGCUUCACGUUCUCUAUCCCAGAGACGAUAAAAUGUGAACGGGUGAUCCGAUUUGUAUCCUUCUGGAGAAGUUUUUUUUCUCAAGAUUUGUUUUCGAUUCCUCAGAUGCUGUAUCCCUGAGCGCCACACUCAUCAUGUCUAUAUGAGUCCAUGUGAAACUAAAGCUGAACAAGACUGGGUGUGAGAAUCUUCCCCUUAAUAAAAUUAUUUUGUACAAAGAGUACAAA
Messenger RNA from Gryllus bimaculatus (two-spotted cricket), 6824 nucleotides. The record is from the annotation of a GenBank genome assembly. NCBI's taxonomy places the organism in Eukaryota, Metazoa, Arthropoda, Insecta, Orthoptera, Gryllidae.